Molecule: messenger RNA, 1496 nt
Organism: Colletotrichum godetiae
Lineage: Eukaryota; Fungi; Ascomycota; Sordariomycetes; Glomerellales; Glomerellaceae
Product: malate/L-lactate dehydrogenase
Exons: 1
Coding region: 193-1263 (356 amino acids)
Molecular function (GO): oxidoreductase activity
Source: RefSeq, a predicted model, not a curated record
GACGCCAUUCACAUUGCCUUGGUAUAUCAAGAGGGAAGAUUUUAUAUUCGGGUGUUUUAACUCGUCUUCAAUCAAUCCGGUCGUUGAUUAUUCAAUCGAACUCGUCGUGCAAUACUCCACAUCAUCUCUAAAUCUCGCACGCCACGUCGUUGGGAACUCUGCGCCUUAAAUUCCGCACAAGCAUUCGCCAAGAUGGCCGACGAGGCCCAAAAGAUACCCGUGGCUGCCUCUGAGGCCCGCCGUCUCGUUGAAGAUAUCCUCAAAGGCAAUGGUGUCCCCGAAGAAAACUCAAAGAUUGUCGCCCGGUGCCUCGUCGCUGCCGAUCUUCGCGGCGUUGACACCCACGGCAUGAACCGCAUUCCUUCCUACAUGGAGCGCGUCCGCCAGGGUGUACUCAACGCCACUGCCCAACCCGAGUUGAAGCAGGUCACACCCGUUGUGGCGCACGUCGACGGCAAGAACGGCUUCGGCUUCGUUGCAGCGGAGAUGGGCAUGGCAGCCGCCAUCGAGUCUGCCAAGACUUUCGGCAUUGGCAUGGCAAGCGUGUCGCAUUCCAACCACUUUGGCAUGAGUGCGUGGGUGGUGCAGCAGGCCCUUGAUGCGGAUAUGAUGAGCCUGGUAUUCACCAACUCGAGUCCUGCGCUCCCGGCAUGGGGCGGGCAGAGCAAGCUUAUGGGUGUCUCACCGAUUGCUUGUGGUGCACCGGGGAAGGACAAGCCGUUUAUCCUGGACAUGGCACCGUCAGUUGCUGCCAGAGGAAAAAUCUACAAGGCCAAGAGACGCGGCGAAAAGAUUCCUUUGGACUGGGCGCUGGAUGCCGAGGGCCGUCCUACGGAUGAUCCCACGGCAGCAUUGGGAGGUGUCAUGCUGCCGAUGGGUGGUCCCAAGGGUUCGGCAUUAGCCAUCAUGAUGGAUGUUUUUUCUGGUGUCUUCUCUGGCUCUGCGUUCGCCGGUCACGUCACUAACCCGUACGACCCUUCAAGACCGGCGGACGUCGGUCACUUCCUAGUCGCCAUCAAGCCAGACCUCUUCAUGAGUCUCGACGACUUCCGCGAAAGGAUGGCCUAUCUCUACCAGCGUGUUGUUGGGUCAGACAAGGCGGCAGGAGUAGAUAGGAUAUACUUUCCGGGUGAGAUUGAACAGCUGCAACAACAGGAGAGAGAAGAGACAGGCAUACCCUUAGUACAGGCCGAGAUCGACGCUCUCAACGAGGAGGCAACAAGAGUAGGCGCUAAACCUUUGGUAACUCAGGUAGCUGCAUGAAAUACAUCGCUCUAACGAUUGCAUCUGCCGGGAAAGUGCGCGACAUCCCAUCACAUUGAGUCUUUAUCGAACGGGAUCUUGCAAAAUUAUGUUGCAUGGCUUCCAGUUCGAAUGGAGCUAGUAGGUAGGUUGAAGAAAUUUCUUUUCUGGCCUUGUUGGUGAUCUUGAGAGGUAGUUGACCAGGUUGGACUGCUGAGACCAGCAAGCUUCCUUAUUCUCAAGUCGUCACCGUC